AUGAAACAAAAGCUUAAUAUUUUAGAUUUAAAAAGUGUUGUAAGCGAGCUACAAAAAUUAAUAGGAUUACGGUUGCAAAAUAUAUAUGAUAUUUCAGAGCGUACUUUUCAAUUUAAGUUUGCAACAUCAGGACAUAAAGAGCAUCUUCUUGUGGAAAGCGGAUCACGGAUCCAUUUAACAUGUUAUGUCCGUGAAACAGCGGCAUUACCUUCUCAAUUUUGUGCAAAGCUGCGAAAGCAUUUGAAAUCAAAGCGUUUAGUAUCUUUAAAGCAGAUUAAUAGUGAUAGAGUAGUAUAUCUUGGUUUUGGUUGUGGAUCUGAAACUGUAGAAUUAUUUAAGCCUCAGUAUUAUCUUAUUUUUGAAUUUUACGCUGCAGGAAAUAUUCUUUUAACAGACAGUGAUAUGAAAAUACUUUCUCUUCUUCGACUUGUGCGUCCGGGGGGGAUGCAUCAACAGUUUUCUGUUGGCCAAUUGUAUCAAAUUACACCUACUCCUCAAAAUAAACAAGUUGAAAAAAUGACAGAAGAUGUUUUACGGUCUUUAAUAAAAACAUUGAAAGACAAAUAUUUAAGUCCAAAAGAAGAGCCUUUACCUAAACAAAUGAAUUUAUCAACUUCUUUUAAAAAAACGUCAAAAAAGGAAAAAAAACCAAGAGAGCUUCCUUUAAAAAAAUUGGUUUCUUGGGAAUUAAGCAAUUAUGGAAAUGCGCUUAUUGAGCACAUUAUAAGAGAUGCGAAUAUUGAUCCAGAUAUGAAAAUUGACGAAUUUUAUCAUAAUAUAGAAAGUAUUAAUUUACAGCAUUUACUUUUAUCGUUUCAAAGAGCUGAUGAUCUUAUCAAGAAAUGUGAAGAAGGUUCUGUCACAGGAUAUAUCGUUGAAAAAAUUGAAUCAAAAACUAGGAUCAACUUAAAUGAUAUUACAUUAGAAUCUACACCAGAUCCUGUGAAGAUAUAUGUAGAUUUUAAUCCGUUUAUUCCAAAACAGUACUCUAAUAAUCCAAAUUAUUCUGUUAUUACAUUUGAUGAUGGAUACAACAGUUGUAUAGAUAAAUAUUUUUCUUCAUUAGAAUCUCAAAAAUUUGACAUGAAGUUAAAAAACCAAAAAGAUAUUGCUUAUCGGCGUUUACAGAUAACAAAAGAAGAACAUCAAAAAAAGAUUGAUGAUUUACAAAAAUUUCAAAAUAUUUGUAUAAAAAAAGCAAAAGCUAUUGAAGAAAAUCAAGAAAUAGUUGAUGAAACUAUUAAAGCGGUUAACACUUGUGUUUUACGGAGUAUGGAUUGGGAAGACAUUGCUAAAUUAGUAAAAACAGAAAAAGAAUAUGGUAAUCCUGCUGCAGAAAUAAUAUUACUUCCUCUUAAAUUAGAAUCAAAUACUAUUACAAUUCAAUUACCUUGUCCACACCUAGAUGAUAAUAUCUAUGAAAAUGAUUCAACAACUGGUCUGUUUAAUGGUCAAAAUGAUAAGACGGAAACGUUAAAUAUUGAUAUUAAAUUAUCUUUAAAUGCAUGGACAAAUGCUAGAGAUUAUUAUGAAAAAAAAAAAGCAGCAUCAGUAAAAGAGGAGAAAACAAUAGCUGCAUCUUCUAAAGCUUUGAAAAAUGCAGAACGUAAAAUUAACUCUGAUUUGAAAAGAAAUACUGCACAAGAAAAAAAAAAGUUAGUUCCUAUGAGAAACUUACAAUGGUUUGAGAAAUUUUUGUGGUUUAUUAGUUCAGAUGGGUAUUUAGUAUUAGCAGGACAUGAUUUAUUACAAAACAAAAUUUUAAUCCAAAAUCAUUUUUCCAAAAAUGACAUAUAUGUGCAUGCUGAUUUGAAAGAUGCUGCUGUUGUUAUUAUUAAAAAUAUGAUUGAUUCAUCCUUUGUUCCUCCAAAUACUCUUAACCAAGCUGGAGCAUUUUCAAUAGCUAAAUCAAAUGCAUGGACUAGUAAAAUUGUCACAAGUGCAUGGUGGGUUUAUUAUGAUCAAGUUUUAAAAGUUGAAGAAAUGGAAGAAUAUUCAACUGUAGGAACAUUUAUGAUUCAAGGAAAAAAGAAUUUUUUGCCUCCGUCGCAACUUAUUCUUGGAUAUGGGAUUUUAUGGACUAUUGAUGAAGUUAGCAAAGCACGUCGUCUUGAAAAUAAGUUGUCUAAAAAUAAUGAAAAUGAGUUAUCAGUUCAUACGAUAUCAAAUGAAGCAGCGUCUAUUACGGAAGAAAUAGCUGAUUUUUCAUUAAAUGAUAAGGAACAGAAAAUGAAUACUAAUAAUCUUAAAAUAGAAGAUAAUUUUAAUAAUUUUGAAGAAACUAAUAAUCAAGAAAACUUGCCAAUAGAUUUAAAAGAUAUACUAGUAAAAACUACACAAGAAAUAAAAAGUGAAGAUAAAUAUGGUGUAGAAGAAUAUGUUGAGCCAUUGAUAUCAAAUAAUCAAAUUAUUUCGGAUAUAUGUGCUUCUUACCAGAAAAUAGAAAAAAAAAGAAUAAGUAUAAAGGAAAGACGAGACAUGAAAAAUAUGCGUACAAAAAAAAAUCAAGAAUUAAAUGAGAAUACAGAAAAGAUAAAGCAAAAAAAAAUUGAAUCAGACGAUAUAGAUCUUAAUCAAAAUAAUUCAAAUUUAAAUUCGGAACAAAUAGAUACAAGUAAAUCAAAAGAAAAAAAUACUUCCCUAUUAUCGACAAAUGUAAGAGGGAAAAAAGGGAAAUUAAAAAAAAUAAUGCUUAAAUACGCAGAUCAAGAUGAAGAUGAUAGGGCUUUGCGAAUGGAGUUACUAGGGUCUAAUAAAGUAUCUAAAAAAAAAGAGAACUUGAAAGAUAAUAAAAAUAAAAAAAAAGUUGUUGCUAAUAAGGAAGUGAAAGAACUUUCUCAAAAAGGAAAUUGUAAUAUUGAACAAAUGGUUCCUCAAAACAAUCCUAAAAAAAAGAACAUACUUUUACAAAAAAAAGACAAUUCUAAAACAUCUGAAGAUAAAAAAGAUUACGAAAUAAAUCUGGAUGCACUUGUGUCUUUUCCACUACCCGAUGAUAUAUUGAUCGAUGCAAUUCCUAUUUGUGCACCAUACUCUUCUAUGGCUAAAUACAAAUAUAAAAUUAAACUGCAGCCUGGAUCUACAAAAAAAGGAAAAGCAGUACGCAGUAUUCUUGCAUAUUGGGAUUCUUUGCCUGUCGAUCCACAUUUAAACGACAAAGAAAAGGUUUUUCCAAGAGAAAAAGAACUUAUUCAUUCCCUUAGGGACUCUGAUCUUCUCUCCCCCCUCUGUGUUCCUUCAGUUAAGAUAAUGAUGGGGAAAAACGACAUUAAUACUCGUGCAAAGACUAAAGCUCAUAAACACAUUUGA
Pneumocystis jirovecii RU7 is the source of this 3309-nucleotide messenger RNA. RefSeq lists its product as uncharacterized. Gene Ontology annotation, cellular component: RQC complex. Gene Ontology annotation, molecular function: tRNA binding; ribosomal large subunit binding. Gene Ontology annotation, biological process: ribosome-associated ubiquitin-dependent protein catabolic process; rescue of stalled cytosolic ribosome. NCBI's taxonomy places the organism in Eukaryota, Fungi, Ascomycota, Pneumocystomycetes, Pneumocystales, Pneumocystaceae. The coding region runs from base 1 to 3309 and encodes 1102 amino acids. The transcript is spliced from 9 exons. The record is from RefSeq and is a predicted model, not a curated record.